CCCCUGCGGCUGGCCCGGCCUCCCUGCGCGAUCGGGAUCCGCCUCCGCGGCCUGGACCCGGGCCUGGGCCCGAGCCCCCAGCGCCGGUCCUCCGCUCCUGCGGCCGCGGCCGCGGUCCACUCGGCGCCCCGCACUCCGGGCUCCGCGCUGAAUCAGCGCCACCGCCUCCUCCGCCCCCAGCGCCCCCUGCCCCGGGCUCCCCCGGUCCGCCCCCCAUGGCGGAGACCAAGAUCAUUUACCACAUGGAUGAGGAGGAGACGCCCUACCUGGUCAAGCUGCCGGUGCCCCCCGAGCGGGUCACGCUGGCUGACUUCAAGAGCGUGCUCAGCAACCGGCCGGCUCACUGCUACAAGUUCUUCUUCAAGUCCAUGGACCAGGACUUCGGGGUGGUGAAGGAAGAGAUUUCUGAUGACAAUGCCAAGCUGCCCUGUUUUAAUGGAAGAGUGGUCUCCUGGCUGGUCCUGGCGGAGAAUUCCCACUCUGAUGCUGGAUCUCAGUGCACCGAGAGCCACACAGACCUGCCCCCGCCCAUUGAACGGACCGGGGGCAUCGGGGACUCCCGGCCACCCUCCUUUCACCCCAACGCUGCCAGCAGCCGAGACGGGCUGGACAAUGAGACGGGCACGGAAUCUGUGGUCAGCCACCGGCGGGACCGGCACCGGCGGCGGAACCGGGAGGGCCACGAAGACGCCCCUCGAAUCAAUGGGCACCCAAAGCUGGAGCGUCGCCGUGAGCCCGGCACCUUUGACAGUGCUUCCACCGUGCUGAGCAGUGAGCUGGAGUCCAGCAGCUUUAUUGACUCGGAGGAUGAAGACACCAGCAGGCUGAGCAGCUCCACUGAGCAGAGCACAUCAUCCCGGCUCAUUCGGAAACACAAACGCCGGAGGAGAAAACAGAGGAUGCGCCAGAUUGACCGGUCCUCCUCAUUCAGCAGCAUCACGGACUCUACCAUGUCUCUGAACAUCAUCACGGUCACGCUCAACAUGGAGAAAUACAACUUCUUGGGCAUCAGCAUCGUUGGGCAGAGUAAUGACCGGGGAGAUGGCGGCAUCUACAUUGGCUCAAUCAUGAAGGGUGGAGCAGUGGCUGCUGAUGGCCGAAUCGAGCCUGGGGACAUGCUGCUGCAGGUGAAUGAUGUCAAUUUUGAGAACAUGAGUAAUGAUGACGCUGUGCGGGUCCUGAGAGAAAUCGUCUCCAAGCCAGGACCCAUCAGCCUCACGGUGGCCAAGUGCUGGGACCCUACGCCCAGGAGCUACUUCACCAUCCCCCGGGCUGACCCGGUACGGCCCAUCGACCCUGCCGCGUGGCUGUCGCACACGGCGGCGCUGACGGGAACGUUCCCUCGCUACGGUACGAGCCCCUCCAUGAGCACCAUCACAUCCACCAGCUCCUCACUAACAAGCUCUAUUCCUGACGCAGAAAAACUUGAGGAGUCUCCCCUGACUGUGAAGAGUGACAUGGGGGCCAUCGUGAAAGUUAUGCAGCUUCCGGACUCAGGUCUUGAGAUUCGGGACCGGAUGUGGCUGAAAAUCACUAUCUCAAAUGCAGUCAUCGGGGCAGAUGUAGUGGAUUGGCUUUAUACCCACGUGGAGGGCUUCAAAGACCGGCGGGAGGCCCGCAAGUACGCCAGCAGCAUGCUGAAACACGGCUACCUGAGACAUACUGUGAACAAGAUCACUUUCUCCGAGCAGUGUUACUAUGUCUUCGGUGACCUGUGUAGCAAUUUGGCAGCACUUAACCUCAACAACGGUUCUGGUGGAGCCUCAGACCAGGACACACUGGCCCCGCUCCCCCACCCGGCAGCCCCGUGGCCUGUGGGGCAGGGGUUUUCCUACCCCUACCCUGUGCCUCCCCCAGGCUUCCCACCUGCCUACCAGGACCCAGGCUUCAGCUAUGGGAGCGGGAGCGCAGGAAGCCAGCAGAGCGAAGGAAGCAGGAGCAGCGGCUCGAACAGAAGCGCCAGCGAGAGCAGCCGGCGGGCAAUGGGGCGGGAGAAGGAGCGCCGGACAGGGGCUGGGGGCAGCGGGGGCAGCAGUGAAUCAGAGCACACGGUGCGCAGUGCAGCGGGCAGUGGGGGCCGGCGGGAGCGUCCGCCCAGCCAGCUCAGCCGGGGCAGCAGCCCCCGGAGCCAGCUCUCCACCGGUGCCCCUGGUCUGCCCCCACUGCACCCCCUGCCCAAGGCGGGCACCAGGGCGCUGACAACGCUCAGCGGCCCCCCUGGGGGCCCACCUGUGCGUGAGCUGGCUGCAGUGCCCCCCGAGCUCACUGGCAGCCGCCAGUCCUUCCAGAAGGCCAUGGGCAACCCCUGCGAGUUCUUCGUGGACAUCAUGUAAUGGGAAAAGUGCCUUCAGACUCCUCUCUCCCCCUCUGGGUCCCCAUCUUUGGAGGAGGAGAAGUUGAAGGCUUUGGUGAAAAGGACAAUAAUUGUGAUGCAUCCCCCCCCCACCCAACCCAAUCAUGGAGUGGGGAAGUGCCAAAUCCAUUCCCUGCCUUCCUCCCACCCCUUCAGCAGGCUUGCUACCUAGAGCCCCCCUCAAUGCUCUGCACCUACAGAGGAUGGCACCCAAUCCAGAUCAUUGGAAGCAGUGCCCAGGGAGGGGGGCAUGGUUUCUCAUGAACUGCCACUGUGAUAAUGAGCUUGUGGUCCUGGAAUGCUUACCGUGGGUCCCCAGCCAGGGCCAUGGGAGGGACCCCAGGGCUGAGGACCCUGAGAGGCAGUGAAUGGGAUGUAUGGAACGAUGGAGUCAAAGCGGGUGGAAGCUCAGCUCUGCCACUAGCUCGAGAUGUGGCCUGGGGCCAAUUUUUUCCCCUUUCCAGGCCUCAGUUUCUCUCAUCCAUACAGUUAGGGGGCAGGAGUGGACAAUCUCCAAGGUCCUUUCUAGCUCAGAAUCUUGGGCUCUCAGGGUGGGGGUGGGGUGCUUCGUGUCUGGGGCUUUCAGUUGGCUUCUCUGCCAAAGGCCUCCCUGGGUGGGUGGGAGAGGGGGCAGGGCCUACCCUAGGGCUGGGAAAUACCCGCAGGGCACAUCCUUGGGGCUUGAGAGUGCUGGAGGGAUGAGCUAGCUAGACCCUAAGUGAGAAGGACUGCUUUCUAUAGGAAGGUAGAGGACCUUAUUGUGGUCACUUCUCCAUUGUCCAGGGUUUAUCACUGCCUGUGGAUUACCCAGGUUUCCAUCCUGGUCAAAUCUGGUGUGUUUGUUGGGGGUGGAGUUGGGACUUGGUUAAAGGCUUAGCCCUGUCUGUCUAUAAUGACAGCCCUGUGAAGGCUUGGCCCAUGCGGAGAGGGUGGUCCUUAAGAAGUCUGUGGUUUGUCAAGCCCCUGCUUGGGGUGGGUCAUCCAUGAAUGAGGAGUGUGUCCCUCCCCUCCCCCACCCUGUCUGGAGGUCUGUCCUGUCCUGAGCCUCUUACCUUUGGGUGGCACCAUUCAUUGCCCGGCUGGCUGCUGUAGGGUCAGUGGUGAUUUGGGGGGAGGGGAGUGGUCGGAGGAAGGUUUAGGUUCCAGUCUCCUCCCUGUUCUCCAAAUCCAUAGCUCUGGGAGUGAAGGUGGGAUUGCUAUCAUCCCCACUCCCACUCCGCAGUGGUUUGGGGGUGCCCUGACAGUGCUGUUUUAUUUAUUUAUUUAUUGCACCAGGCCUUGAGCAUGGGUUCCCCUCCCCUGUGUCACUGACAGGGUCGAGGUGGACAGUGGCCAAAUCCCCUCCUGUAGCUGGCCCCAGUUUCCCCUGGAUCCCCCAGCCCAGGCCUGUAAGGUGGACAGGGGAGCCAGGUGGCAGCAGAGGUGGGCUUCGUGCACUUAACUGGGGCUGCCAUGGCGGGAGCAUGGUCAGUAAAUGGGCCAAAGGCCAGAGGACAGAAGGGACUGUCCAUGACGCAUCUUCCUGUUUGCUUUGUUUGCAUCUGACUGAAUAAGCAUGGUUUGCUUUUAAAGGACAAAAUUACUCUAACUGGUGGUUGGCAGAAACCCACACGAGACUGCUUAUGUACAAUAAUUGGGGGGGGGCAGAUAAAGGCCAAGUGUUUGAAAUAAUGCACACACCCUCACCCCAGGCCCUUGUCUCUGCAGUGUUCCUUCCCCUGACCCCAGCCUGUUUGCAGGUGUGUCCAACCCUGGCCCUCUCACCUGUCUCAGGUGCACCUUCUCCAGACCCUCACCUAUUCUCAGGUGUGUCCAGCCCUGACCAUUCACCUGUUUUCAGGUGCACCUUCCCCAGACCCUUCCCUGGCCUCAGGUGUGCCCUGAUUCUCAUCUGGUCUCAGGUGCACCUUCCCCAGACCCUCACCUGUUUUCAUAUGCACCUUCCCCAGACCCUCACCUGGUGUCAGGUGCACCUUCCCUAGACCCUCACCUGGCCUCAGGUGUGGCCUAACUCUCACCCGGUCUCAGGUGCACCUUCCCCGACCCUCACCUGGUCUCAGAUGUGCCCAUCCCAUGGGGCCUUGGCUCACGUGGAAUGCACCGUUUCCUGUCCAGUGUCUCUCGCUUCCACAGGAUUCUAUUCUGUAGAUAUUGUAUCAAAGCCUGAGUGUCUGUAUAGUUAAUAUAUAGCUGCAUCUGUGUAAAUGCUGCUUCCGUGUAAAUGCUAUUUUAAACACUAAAAAAAGCUUUUAAUUUUAUGUGA
Molecule: messenger RNA, 4616 nt
Organism: Trichosurus vulpecula (common brushtail)
Lineage: Eukaryota; Metazoa; Chordata; Mammalia; Diprotodontia; Phalangeridae
Gene: DVL1
Product: dishevelled segment polarity protein 1
Exons: 15
Coding region: 216-2333 (705 amino acids)
Biological process (GO): intracellular signal transduction; canonical Wnt signaling pathway
Cellular component (GO): cytosol
Molecular function (GO): frizzled binding
Source: RefSeq, a predicted model, not a curated record